AAAAAGAACAUAUUCAAAGGUAAACACACCAAAUGAAAGUAAGGCUGACAUGAGCAAUACAUCUAAGGUAACAUUCAAGAAGGCACCCUUCAAGAAGAAACCAACACAUGCUAAAUCAAGAAUAAAACUUUCUUUUGAACAAGAUGAAGAUUCCGAAGAAGAUACACCACCAAUUGUUACUAAACACACAGUAUCAUUUAUAAAUAAAUCCAACCGUGCAACAGUAGAACCACCUAAACCACGACCCACAGAUCUAUCCAAAUACAAGAAACAGUUUGAGCCACUAUCUGAAGCAGUUAUACUAAAUGCUGAUGAUCUAGAAGAACUUGAUGAAGACCCACUGCCGUCGUCUCCACCACUACCACCACCACAACCACCUAAAAAGUAUGUGCCUAAACUAGCAGAGUAUGAAGAUGAAAACACCUCACUUCGAAAACUAGCCAUGGAUGUAGGCACAGAAUACGAUGAUGGAUUCAACUAUGAUGAUGGAACAGAAAAGCAGAAAGACAACGUUCCAGUUGUAGAUGACUACGACUAUGAUAAUGAUAUAGAUAUCGAAGAGGAGACAGGUCCUAUUGCCAUGACAUCAACGAACUUUAAGCUCAAUCAAGACAAGUACGAUUUGGAGAUUAUUUCUGAUCAGGAAUCAGAAGACACUUCCAAGAAAGUUGAACCCGUGAAGAUACUAACGUUGCAACAACACAUGCAAAACUUGAUUGAGUCCAUGACAAAUCUAGAAAUUGAGAAACAACAAGUGGAACAGGAUAUAGCUAGGGUUAAACAGCAACAGGAAGAGGUAAUCACACGCAAACAAAAGUUGUUUCAAAAGUUGGGUACUUGGUAAUGUCAUUUCGUUUUCUCGCUGCCUCUUUCUCUCUCGGUAUUCUCCAGUCACAAUGACAUUUUGAAUAUCAGGUGGUAAUCAAGUCAUUAAUCAGUGGCAUUUACCACUUGAAGUUAAGGUUAUUGGGAUCAGAGUGUCCUUGGAAAUGUAAAUGAGAAACCGUGGCUAUUUCUUAUUUUACCCAGACUCUAAAUUGCUUCAAUCAACUAUUUAUUAAUAUAAAAUUUACUUGUAUUACUAC
This is a messenger RNA of Spathaspora passalidarum NRRL Y-27907, 1085 nucleotides long. RefSeq lists its product as uncharacterized. Lineage: Eukaryota; Fungi; Ascomycota; Pichiomycetes; Serinales; Debaryomycetaceae. The coding region runs from base 443 to 844 and encodes 133 amino acids. The transcript has a single exon. The record is from RefSeq and is a predicted model, not a curated record.